Lutzomyia longipalpis is the source of this 5580-nucleotide messenger RNA. RefSeq names its product collagen alpha-1(I) chain (gene prc). Gene Ontology annotation, cellular component: extracellular matrix. Bases 309 to 5384 code for a protein of 1691 amino acids. The transcript is spliced from 12 exons. Lineage: Eukaryota; Metazoa; Arthropoda; Insecta; Diptera; Psychodidae. Gene Ontology annotation, biological process: extracellular matrix organization. The record is from RefSeq and is a predicted model, not a curated record.
GUUACUGAACUGUUCCUCUGAACAGUCACAUCUCCUUUUCUUCUAAAGUUUUUUUUUUAUUUCUUAUUCCUCUUUGCUUCUUCUCAUUGAAUAGUGCUUGUGUUAUAUAUAUUUCAUUUUCUCUAUUAAUCUAAUUCAUGGAGCUUAUUGAAGUGCUAUAACAUACAUAAGAAAGGACACAUAAAGAGUUUUUCUUUUAUAAUUUUAAAAGUGUUCAUAUGAAUUAGAUUUUGGAAAUUUCAUGUGAGUGAUUAAAAUUGGAAAACUUUUCUUUGCACAAAAGUUAUUGAGAAAAGUUGAGGCGUGCAAUGAGACUUUUAUUUCUGGUAUUCACCGCCCUGAUUUUUCAUCUUGGAAAAUGUGCAAUUUAUCCGGCUCAGCAAGCUGACCCAAAUGCGGUUGUGGGAAGUCCAGAGCACAUUGCGUCGCUUCUCCAAGAUGGCAACAGAUUUAGGCGUGAUGCUUACGGAAGGGGCUACCACCGUGGACAGACACAAUCGCAAUAUGUAAAUUUUGGCAAUGCACAAAAUGAGGGAAAAGCUGAAGCGGAAGCUACUCAACAUGGAACACGUGCAUACGUGGCCGGCUCCAAUGGCAUGGGACAGGCUCAAAGUCAAUCUGCAGGGGGUGAUUGUGGCGACUGCUUUGGGGGAGCAGGCGGAAGUGGUGGCUAUGGUGGAGCUUUCGAUGGUAGACGUCCUGAUCCUCUGCUUCAGCCAGGUGUAAAUGGUAGAACGGGCAUACAGGUGGACUCUCAAGGACGACCAAUUAUUGAUAGACUCCAAUUACCUGAUGGCAGGCAGUGGCCUGAUUCACAAACUGGAAUUCCUGGAGGAUCACGAGAUGGAUAUGAUGGAGGUCUAUCAUCCACUGGAUAUCAACCUGGUGGCUAUCAGCCUGGUGGUUAUCAACCAGGUGGAUAUCAGCCUGGUGGAAGUACGGGAAAGCACGAUUUAGGAGGUGGUUCUCCACAGGGUAGACUUACACAACCAGGAUAUCAACCCGGAAGUGGAGCAUUGGGUGGAGCUGGUGGUUCUUAUACUGGUCCAGACCAGGGAACACUGUCUCCUGGGCAACCUGGUAGUGGAAUUGGUGGUCAAUUGCAACCAGGAUACAAUGGAGCACCUGGAAGAAAGACAAAUGGUUUAAAUGGAAAUGGAACACCUGGCGUCCCUGGAAGUGGAAGAACAGAUUUAGAUAAAUUAACACCAGGCAGUCAAAUAAGAGAUGGUACACAAGGAGGUACUUUUGGACCUGGAUCUUCAUUUCCUGGCCAACGUAUUACUGAAACAGGACCAGGUCAGCGUCCUGGAUACACUCCGGGACUUCAUGGAAAUGGUGCUUCAGCUGGCCCUGGAGGUUCAGCUGGCCCAGGUGGUUCAGCUGGUCCUGGGAGUUCAUACGGUCCUGGAGGUUCAGCUGGCCCAGGUGGUUCAGCUGGUCCUGGGGGUUCAUACGGUCCUGGAGGUUCAGCUGGCCCAGGUGGUUCAGCUGGUCCUGGGGGUUCAUACGGCCCUGGAGGCUCAUCUGGUCCUGGCGGUUCAUACGGCCCUGGUGGUUCAUACGGCCCUGGGGGUUCAUCUGGCCCUGGGGGUUCAGCUGGUCCUGGUGGUUCUUACGGCCCAGGUGCUUCAUCUGGCCCUGGGGGUUCAGCUGGUCCUGGUGGUUCUUACGGCCCAGGUGGUUCAUCUGGUCCUGGGGGUUCAGGAUUUUCUCCGGGAGUUUCUGGGGUGCCUGGACAAGGAUUACCAAGAGGCAAUGGAUAUGGUCCCGGAUAUACAGGUGCUCCUGGUCAAGGAUCUGGUGUUCCCAAAGGACCUGAUUAUUCUACAACUAGACCCGGAGGAUCUGCAACUGGAUCUGAAUACCCACAAACAGGUGGUUCAGGAUAUCCUGGAUAUGGAACAGGAGGAAGUGGAAAUUUGCAACAGGCAGGAGAACCAUCGGGAAGGCCAGGAAUUUUAGAUCAGGACGGUAAUCGACUAGGAGGAUCUGCUCCUGGUGGUGCUGAAAUUAUCCUUGGACCCUCUGGAACAAUUCCUGGACUUGGAUCAGGUGAUAUUACUCUAUGGAGCCCAAAAGGAUCACCAACUGGAUCUCCAACAAUUCUUUGCUUAACUAUUAGUUGUCCAGGAGGUGCAACUCCACAAAUAUCAGCUCAAUAUAUUCCAUCCAAACCUGGGCAAAUAAUUCAACAACCAGGCAGUCAAACUGGGUAUCCAUAUCAGCCAGGAGUAGCAGGACAAGGAGGAAUUGGAACUGGUGGAACAGGCUCAGGAACUGUGGGAACAGGAGGAGGUACUGCAGGACAAUAUCCUGGAGGUCAACCAGGUGGACCUGGAGGAAUAGGGACAGGACAAUAUCCUGGAGGGCAACCAGGCAGUGGAGGAAUAGGAUCUGGGCAAUAUCCCGGAGGAAUCGGGCAACCAGGAGGUGGAACUGGAGGUGCUGGCCCUGGGGGAAUUGGAACAGGACAAUAUCCUGGAGGUCAACCAGGUGGACCUGGAGGAAUAGGAACAGGACAAUAUCCUGGAGGGAUUGGACAGCCAGGAGGUGGAACUGGAGGUGUUGGCCCCGGGGGAAUUGGAACAGGGCAAUAUCCCGGAGGAAUCGGGCAACCAGGCGGUGGAACUGGAGGUGCUGGCCCAGGGCAAUAUCCUGGAGGUCAACCAGGUGGACCUGGAGGAAUAGGAACAGGACAAUAUCCUGGAGGAAUAGGACAACCAGGAGGUGGAACUGGAGGUGUUGGUCCCGGGGGAAUUGGAACAGGGCAAUAUCCCGGAGGAAUCGGGCAAACAGGAGGUGGAACUGGAGGCAUCGGAACAGGACAAUAUCCUGGAGGAAUAGGACAACCAGGAAGUGGAACUGGAGGUGUUGGCCCAGGAGGAAUAGGAACUGGACAAUAUCCAGGAGGAAUCGGGCAACCAGGAGGUGGUGUUGGCCCAGGAGGAAUAGGAACAGGACAAUAUCCGGGAGGAAUAGGACAACCAGGAAGUGGAACUGGAGGUGUUGGCCCAGGAGGAAUAGGAACAGGACAAUAUCCGGGAGGAAUCGGGCAACCAGGAGGUGGUGUUGGCCCCGGGGGAAUUGGAACAGGACAAUAUCCAGGAGGGAUUGGACAACCAGGAAGUGGAACUGGAGGUGUUGGCCCAGGAGGAAUAGGAACAGGACAAUAUCCGGGAGGAAUCGGGCAACCAGGAGGUGGUGUUGGCCCCGGGGGAAUUGGAACAGGGCAAUAUCCCGGAGGAAUCGGGCAAACAGGAGGUGGAACUGGAGGCAUUGGACAAGGACAAUAUCCUGGAGGAAUAGGACAACCAGGAACUGGAGGUGUUGGUCCAGGAGGAAUAGGAACAGGACAAUAUCCCGGAGGAAUCGGGCAACCAGGAGGUGGUGUUGGCCCAGGAGGAAUAGGAACAGGACAAUAUCCGGGAGGAAUUGGGCAACCAGGAGGUGGAACUGGAAGUGUUGGCCCCGGUGGAAUUGGAACAGGACAAUAUCCUGGAGGGACUGGGAAGCCAGGAAGUGGAACUGGACAAUAUCCUGGAGGAAUCGGUUACCCAGGUAGUGGAAUUGGUGGAGGUGGAACAGGACAAUACCCAUCAGGAAUUGGCCAACCUGGUAGUGGAAUCGGAACUGGACCAUAUCCCUCAGGAAUAGGCCAACCAGGUGGAAUUGGUGGUGUUGGUCCAGGUGGAAUCGGAACAGGACAAUAUCCUGGAGGAAUUGGUCAACCUGGUGGUGGAAUUGGAGGUGUAGGACCAGGAGGUGUAGGAACAGGACAAUAUCCCGGAGGAUUAGGACAAUCUGGCAGUGGAAGUGGAGCUAUUGGAGGAAGCGGUGCUGGGCAAUAUCCUGGAUAUGGAGGUGACCAAUAUCCUGGACAAUAUGCAGGCUUAUAUCCUGGAGGCUAUAUUCCUGGAGGAGGACUUUUGCAAGUUGGCCAGCAUGCAGGUGGUGUUGGUGAUGAUGAUGCUUUUGCACAAUCGGAAACAGCAGUAAAGGAUGGCGAAGCUACAGCUAGUGCUCAAGGAAAGCGUCAUGGUGGCGUAGCACAAACUCAAGUAUCUGGAUCGUAUAGUUCAGGUGGAACAUUCAGUGCAAAUGCUCAAACUUCGGACAAAGAUCGUGCGGCACAGGCUCAGGUGACUGGCAAUAAGGAUGGUGCCAUGAGUUCUGCCCAAGGUAGUGGUGGAAGUGCUAAAUCUCAAUCUCAAGUGUCAGUAAAUGAGAAAACUGGAGGUACUUCGGCAUCAUCUCAAACUGGUGGCGUUAAUCAUGAAAGUCAAUCUGAGGUACAAGCAAAUGAACGAGGUGGAUUAGCUGAUGCACAAUCCAGUGGACCUGGACAGACAUCUUCACAGGCACAAAUUGGUUUUCGACCAGAUGGUGGCUCUGCAGGGCAACACUCAGUAUUCAAUGGAGGUGGCCAAGCAUCAGCACAGGCAUCUUCUUACUCAGGGCAGAGUCAAUCUCAAAUAAAUGGAAACUUUAAAUAUGGCAUUUCAUAUCAUGGAGCUGCCCAAGGAGCUUCUGGGACAAAGGAGCAGGUGAAUCAAUACAGAGAGCAAAAUCGAGCUCUUUUCCAAACAAUAGAUCAAUUUCAAAAAUCAAAUAGAGAAUCCCUUCCUGGAGCUAAUUUAGCAUCUAAUGCAGCCGAUUUAAAAUUAAGAGCAUCCCACCAAAGUGUUUCAUAUCAAUUACCCAAUAAUACGGCAUCAAAUGUAGCUGAAGAUGAAAUAGAUGAGUACGAAGAUGAGUACAGUGAUGAAGAGGAUUACGAGACAAUACCAGAAGCCAAAUCUGCUCCAUCAGAACAUAAACCUUCCAAUGGUGGCAAUAAUGCUGAAUCAGUACCAACAUCAACUACUUCCUCCUCCAAUCCCAUUCAUACAUUUAGCCAAACAUUUGAGAAUCAAAAGCAACAAGCUACGGUCGUUGGAACGGAUAACUUCCGCGUGUUCCAGAAGCAAAACGGACGAACGCAGUACUAUCCGUCGACUACAGAAAAAAUACCCGAAGGCUUUAAUGGGAAAGUUGAAAAUCCCCAAGAUGGUUCGAGAAAUAGCCGGACAACAUCAGCAGCUCCUACGGUGGAGCCAAAGAAAUUCACAACAAGAUUCCUCCCCUCAAAGCACCACGAAGUGAAUACAAAACUCGGAAAUAAUGGCAAAAAUCCCGAUAGUUAUGUUACAGUCACCAAAUCCGUGACAGGAAGCAUAGAUGACACAAAAAGACCACCAGCAGAAACGAAGAAUUUUGCUUCCACGUAUUAUACAAAGUCAUCCACAUGUGGAUAUUUUACCUUCUCUUGCAACAUUGUUUAUGGAUCAAAUGGACGCAGCAAGAUAUGCCGCCCAAAGGCACCCGCAAAUGGGAAAUGCUGAUUAAAUUCUUUUCCUUCUUCUUUUUUAGAACCAUAAACAUUCAAUAACUGCCAACGACCAAGGAAUUGAAAAAUAUUUCUUUUUUUUAUUUUACUAAUAAAUUAACAAAAUAUAUAUUUUGAAUAAUGGAACUUAAUGUUGUUGGACUCAUUUUUUUUCUUUAUACGUGAAAAAUUAAACAAUUUUUAUUUUAAAA